Messenger RNA from Rana temporaria (common frog), 975 nucleotides. Its product is annotated as olfactory receptor 6F1-like. Bases 1 to 975 code for a protein of 324 amino acids. Gene Ontology annotation, cellular component: membrane. NCBI's taxonomy places the organism in Eukaryota, Metazoa, Chordata, Amphibia, Anura, Ranidae. Gene Ontology annotation, molecular function: olfactory receptor activity; G protein-coupled receptor activity. Gene Ontology annotation, biological process: G protein-coupled receptor signaling pathway. The transcript is spliced from 2 exons. The record is from RefSeq and is a predicted model, not a curated record.
AUGGAGGUCAACACGUUGACAGUAAAACAUAUGAACAAGACAGUUAUACCAGAAUUUCUGCUCAUUGGAUUCUCUAUCCAGAAAAAGACACAGUUUUGUCUUUUCAUAAUAAUUUGCAUUGCAUAUGUUGUUACAAUGACAGCUAAUGUGUUUAUUAUUAUUAUGGUAAAAACUGAAAGGCGUCUUCAUAAGCCUAUGUACUUUUUCAUCGGUGGACUUUCAUUCAUUGAGAUUUGGUACCCUUCAGUCACUAUCCCCAGACUCUUGUGGUCUCUUAAAACUACAAAGGAAGCAAUAUCCCCAGCUGGGUGCAUAACACAGUUUUAUUUUCAUUUUUCCCUUGGAGCAACUGAAAUCUUUCUCCUUACUGUGAUGGCUUAUGAUCGUUAUGUGGCCGUUUGUAACCCUCUUCGCUAUAUGGCCAUAAUCAAUCCUAAAGUUUGCACCAUACUCAUACUCGGGUCUGGGGUUUCUGGUUUUGUUUCAAUGAUUACUCCAUGUGUACAGAUUGCAAACUUGUCAUUUUGUAGGGAGAACCAAAUUGAUCAUUACUACUGUGACUUGGCGCCAAUACUCAAAUUGUCUUGUUCUGAGACUUCAAGCAUUGAAAAGCUGUUUUUUUGCCUUAGCUUGUUCAUAAUAUUAGGCUGUUUUUUCUUAAUUGUUAUCUCCUAUAUUUGCAUAAUCAGGACAACUCUGAUGUUUCCAACAGCUAUAGGGAGGCGCAAAACAUUCUCUACUUUUACUUCGCACCUUAUUGUUGUAUUGCUUUUUUAUGGGCCUAUCAUCUUUAUGUUUGUCAGACCCAGCACCGGUGGCCUCAUGCACCUGAAUAAAAUAGUUUCCAUCAUCCCGUCAGUAGUAACUCCUCUUUUAAAUCCAAUCAUCUAUACUCUGCGUAACCAGGAGGUACAUAUGGCCAUGAAGAAAACAGUUCAAAGAUUUGUUUUUCCUGUAGAGGGCAAUAUCAAUUAG